Molecule: messenger RNA, 1374 nt
Organism: Paramuricea clavata
Lineage: Eukaryota; Metazoa; Cnidaria; Anthozoa; Malacalcyonacea; Plexauridae
Source: the annotation of a GenBank genome assembly
ACACUGAUCGAGGGUAAUGUGGAUGUCAAAACUACAGAUGGGUAUCUCUUGAGAUUGUUCUGUAUUGGUUUUACCAAGAGAAGAGUAAAUCAAAUAAAGAAAACCUCGUAUGCCAAACAUUCUCAAAUCAAAUCAAUCAGAAAGAGAAUGGUUCAAAUUAUGACCCAAGAAGUUGGAACCAAUGACUUGAAGGAAGUGGUUAACAAGCUGUAAGUACAGUGGAAAUAUGAUUUGUACAAUCUCAAUAAGAGACAGUCGACAAAUAGAUUUUGUCCCGCUUUGCUGACUUGUUCCACAAAGGUUUGUAGCUCAGAAUCUAUGAUUACAAAAUAAUCAGAUGAAAACAGAUGUAACAUUUUAAUACAAAGAUUCACUAUAUCACUUACAAACAAUCUGUGCAAAAAAUAUUGUGCCUUGAAAUGCUUUGAUGCAACACAACUGAAUAACAAGGCUAGUGUUAACUGCUGAAUUAGUGAUUGUGGCUGAAUAUUGUCGCUCCACGCUGUUCAUGUUCAAAACAAAAUUUGGGAGUACAUAUAUGUUUGCAUUUCUGAAUAUAUUUACUCAGGUAUGUGUUCCAUAUUGUUUUUAACUGCUGAACAAUGGAGAAUAUUUAUUCGCAUUGUUUUGUAUUAGAACAAUAUUUCAACAUGGCUGAAUAGGCAAAUUUAGUUUUUUUGAAACAAGACAUUUGACUGGUCAGCAAUGGGGGAGGGGGUUAGACCAUCGUGAAAUCUAUUUGUCGACUGUCCUUAGAUGGGCCUGGACAUCAUAAGCCAGAAAUGCAGGAAAUAGGCUGGUAUUUGUAACCAUCUAUCUCUUACCUUUAGAAUACCAGAUAGCAUUGGACGUGAUAUUGAGAAGGCUUGCCAGUCAAUUUAUCCACUUCACGAUGUUUUUAUACGCAAAGUAAAAGUCUUGAAGAAACCAAAGUUUGAUGGUAACUCUCGUGAUUAUACGUUUCUCCCGCUCUGUGAACAACUCUAUGAAUAGUUUUUCAUCAGUAUUAGUCUACUUUAUGACUCUCAGUAUUCUAUUAAGCUGUUUAUCACACAAGAUUAUUUUGGCAUCCAGUGGAACUAACGUUCCCAUAUUUUUUAGAACAUCUUUCAUCCAAUACAGCCUACAAGAAACUGAACAUGUGGAUAAAUAUUCCCAAACAUUUUAAUGCGGAUUGAUGCUAUUCGUUCAAUCUUUGUCAGAAUUCUUCCAAAUCCAAAUUUUGUACCAUAGUUUAUAAGAUGUUGUUUCUUUCAUUGUUUAGUUGGGAAGUUGAUGGAAAUGCAUGGUGAAAGUGGAAGUACGACAGUGACCACUGAUGAAACUGGGGCUAAAAUUGAACGUGAUUCAUUUGAACCUCCUGUGUUAGAAUCU